Messenger RNA from Chenopodium quinoa (quinoa), 525 nucleotides. RefSeq lists its product as uncharacterized. The transcript has 2 exons. NCBI's taxonomy places the organism in Eukaryota, Viridiplantae, Streptophyta, Magnoliopsida, Caryophyllales, Amaranthaceae. The record is from RefSeq and is a predicted model, not a curated record. Bases 1 to 525 code for a protein of 174 amino acids.
AUGAUUCGACAUUGGGAUAUGGAAAAGGAUCCCAUUUUGGAGAUUAUAAAAGCAACAUUUCCAGAAGUUGAGAAAGCAACAAGUACAUCAGAUAUCUUUAUAGAUAUGGCAAUUUUAACUCCGAUGAAUGACGAUGUGGAUAUGGUGAAUUCAGUUUUGAUUAACCAGUUUCCAGGAGAAAAAGUGGUUUAUAAAAGUUUUGAUGUAAUGCUCAAUGAUACAUGCAGUAUCUAUCCGAUGGAGUUUAAUAAACUUUGCCCAGGGGGGAUGAGUUCCCAUGAGCUUGUCCUUAAAAAGGAUUGUCCAGUGCUUUUGUUAUGCAAUAUAAUGCCUUCUGAAGGGCUCUGUAAUGGAACGAGAUUGAUUUGUAAGACUUUUAUGCCCAACAUUAUUGUCUGUGAAAUUUCUGUUGGACAAUACAAAGGUAAAACUGAUUUUGUGCAUCGAGCAACUUUACGCCCUCCAGCAAAUAGCAGGUUCAACAUAAUUGGGCAUGGUAAAAGUUAUUUGAAACCAAAAAUUUGA